Messenger RNA from Blastocystis hominis, 1236 nucleotides. Its product is annotated as Cysteine desulfurase Nfs1. Gene Ontology annotation, cellular component: cytosol; mitochondrion. Gene Ontology annotation, molecular function: pyridoxal phosphate binding; cysteine desulfurase activity. Lineage: Eukaryota; Bigyra; Opalinata; Blastocystidae. The transcript is spliced from 5 exons. Bases 1 to 1236 code for a protein of 411 amino acids. The record is from RefSeq and is a predicted model, not a curated record. Gene Ontology annotation, biological process: [2Fe-2S] cluster assembly.
AUGUCAUUUACUUGGAUGCAGGCGUAUUUGCUAGAUUUGCUCCCUCAUAAUCAGGCAACGUCCCGAAUGGACCCCAGAGUGCUUCAAACGAUGCUCCCUUACUUUACUGAGGAUUAUGGUAAUCCCCACUCUAGAACACACAUUUUCGGAUGGAGCGCUGCUCAGGCCGUGGAAAAGGCACGAGAGCAAGUUGCUCAGCUGAUCGGAGCUUCUGCGAAAGAGAUCAUUUUCACUUCGGGCGCCACGGAGUGCAACAACAUCGCAGUGAAGGGAGUCGCCCAGUUCUACAAAGGAAAGAAAAACCACAUCAUCACGACCCAAACGGAGCACAAGUGCGUUUUAGACAGCUGCCGUUGGCUCUCUGAGCGCGGCUUCGACGUGACCUAUCUCCCUGUUCAGAAGAACGGUCUCAUCAACCUGGACGACCUGGAGAACGCGAUCACGGACAAGACCAGCCUCGUUUCCGUCAUGGGCGUCAACAACGAGAUCGGCGUGGUCCAGCCGCUGAAAGAGAUCGGCGCCAUCUGCCGCAAGCACGGUGUCCACUUCCACACCGACUGCGCCCAGAUGUUCGGCAAGCUGCCCCUGGACGUGGACGCGAUGAACAUCGACCUGAUGUCCAUCUCGGGACACAAGUGCUACGGUCCCAAGGGCGUCGGCGCGCUCUACAUCCGCCGCAAGCCGCGCGUCCGCCUCGAGCCGCUGAUGUCCGGCGGCGGGCAGGAGCGCGGCUAUCGCUCGGGCACGCUGCCCACGCCGCUGGUGGUGGGCCUGGGCAAGGCGGCGGAGCUGUGCAAGGAGGAAAUGGAGGGCGAUCUGAAGCGGAUCAAGCGCAUGGCGGACGGGUUCAUCGAUCGGAUCCAGCGCGAACUUCCGGAUGUGACGCUGAACGGGGAUCGCGAGCAUCGGUGGCCGGGCAACGUGAAUUUGUCGUUCUCGUGCGUGGAGGGCGAGUCGCUGAUUAUGGCCAUGCCGAAUAUCGCGGUGUCCACGGGGUCGGCGUGCACGAGCGCGUCGUUGGAGCCGUCGUAUGUGAUGAGGGCGCUGGGCGUGCCGGAUGAACUCGCGCACACGUCGAUUCGGUUCGGAAUCUCGCGGUUUACCAAGGAGUGGGAGAUGGAGAAGGCGGCUGAUAUCAUUAUCGCGCAGGUGAAGCGGCUGCGAGAAAUUAGCCCGCUGUGGGAGAUGAAGCAGCAGGGAAUUGACCUGAGUACGAUUAAGUGGAGUUCUCAUUGA